CUUUUUUUUUUUUCCUUCUUUCUUCUUCCUCACCUGUGCGUCUGCUCUUCUUUUCUUCCCCUUGCACCGAGCAAAAAGAACCCAGCCAAGCCGACAACCCCACUUGGAAAACCGGUAAGGAGGCUUGAUGUUAUCCUUCUUUUCUUGUUCAAGAACAAGAUUUAGAAGCUUGGAAACCUCCCCCCUGCAGAGAAAAUCCCCGAUCUGCUCUGCUUCUUUCCUCCUCUGCCGCCGGUUGCUGCUCUUGUUUGUGGGUGCGAAAUUUUUCAAAUUUCUGAUUGCCGCCGGCCUUCCCCCAAACUGCAGCUCCGAUUUUUGCUGCUAAAUUCUGGUGCUAUUAUGGCUUAGAGCACUGGGAUUGAAUCUUCAGUAUUACGGGUUUGAGGAAGCGAAGUCAAGGACGGGAAAAAACAAGAGGAGUGACAAGUUAGAAGGAUAACCAUCUUGUAAAUUGAACAUAGAUUUUAGAUAUAAAUCGUGAUCUUGUAAGUUAGACUUUAUUUGGAGAUUUUAUAAAUUCAUUGAAUGGAUUGUUAGUUUACAAGAGAUUUGACCUGGAGAUUUUGAGAUGAAGUCAUGUUGGACAUGGAAUUAUUUUUGAAAUAUAUGAUUUAAGUUAUU
Molecule: messenger RNA, 621 nt
Organism: Rubroshorea leprosula
Lineage: Eukaryota; Viridiplantae; Streptophyta; Magnoliopsida; Malvales; Dipterocarpaceae
Source: the annotation of a GenBank genome assembly